Molecule: messenger RNA, 7091 nt
Organism: Misgurnus anguillicaudatus (oriental weatherfish)
Lineage: Eukaryota; Metazoa; Chordata; Actinopteri; Cypriniformes; Cobitidae
Source: RefSeq, a predicted model, not a curated record
UCUUUUGUUGUGAACUUCUCAAAACUUCCCAUUUGCAGUUCUUUUAUAUUAUAAAUUAUUUCUCUUUGUAUUUUGUAUGCAUUUAUGUUCAUACUUGAAAAAAACUGUAUGGGAACUAGAUCUGAUGUAUUUGUUGUCAUUGGGGCACUUAUUGGUGACGCACACGGUGGCGCUGUUGAGCGAGAGAGCUGUUUUGCCUCAGAGCACUGUGUGAUGCUGCUGAGGUCAGACCUGUUCAUGCUCUCUUGCAUCUCUCCCCACUAAUAUUGGUAUGUUUGAAGUGUAAUUUGUUAAAAACAGUUCAUGAAAUUGUUAAAGCAAUAUAAUCUGUAUGUGUUAUGUUUAAACCUUGAUGGAUUGUAUGUUUUACACGAGUUAUAUGGGACCUUGUGUGACGCACGUGUUGCUAACAAGCUGGUGUUGUGUACCCCUAGUGGUGAGCGGAGAGACUACGUGCAGCGUGUUAAUUUAAUGAAGUGCCCAUAUUUUGCAGGUAUGCAGUUCAUAAAAUAUAAAAAAGGGAUCUAUUUCAUAUAUAAUUGAUUUAAAAUGAUAACUAUUUGCAGAUUGAUGCAUUACUUUUAAAAUGUAUAAAACCCAGUAAAUGAUUACAAUGAUUAAUUGAAAACAAUAUUUGGUUUAUAGUGUAUACAUUGAUUGUAAUUACAUGAUUGCAAUGUGUUGAUACAAUAAUUCAUAAACUUUUUCAUUUUCAUUUAUAAAGAUAUGAUGCAUAUUAGUACAAAAGAACACACAACUGACUCUUUAUGGAGAAAAUCUUUAUUGAAGGGUUGUAACAUGAUUCGAUUAGACACUGUUGUUGUUAUAUCAUUUGAUCUUACAUUGAUUAUCAUAUGUUUUUAAUUUAUUUCCCCAUAAUGUCAUAAUUAUAGUGAUGUAAAAACAUAUACCUCUUGCCUGAGAGCACUGUGUGAUGCUGCUGAGGUCAGACCUGUUCAUGCUCUCUUGCAUCUCUCCCCACUAAUAUUGUGGUGAGCGGAGAGACUACGUGCAGCGUGUUAAUUUAAUGAAGUGCCCAUAUUUUGCAGAAAAUAAAAAGAAGAGAUCCCAUUCUGUUGUCCCUGGCUUGUGUUCUUUGAGAAGGAAAAGCAAGUCUGCUACAUUAGCAAUGUAUCUCUUGUUGGACUUCUGUUUAGAUGAGUGGGGAAAUACCCGUGUGCCCGCUGUGAAGAGGCAUCGUCAAGGUUUGCUUUCAAAUCUUGUUUGACACCCAGGUGGCCAUUAAUUGAACUGCUGCCAGGAUACCUGUCAGUCUGGAUACCUUUUAAUACUGCACAUAUCUUUUAGAUCCCGUUCCACGUCUCAAGGCAACAGUAAGCACUGAAAGAAAAAUGGCAGACAAAGUGGAGAGUCAGUCAUGUGCCAGGACAUCCAGGGAUGCUUCAAUGCCAAAGGAACUUAAAGGUAAGACACAACAAGAGACCAAAUUUAAAUACAUUAAAAAAUUAGUACACCAUUGUAUUUACUUCCCAAUCCUUAAAGCACAGGUGUCAAACUAGAUUCCUGGAGGGUGCAGCUCUGCACAGUUUAGCUCCUUCAUGAUCACUAGAAUAGAUUUGUUCGACUUCAUGCCGCGCUGCAAGAACCGAAAGGCAGAUGAAGUACUGCCAAGCAAUUUUAAAAAUUAAUAUACACAGAAGUCUGCUUUCGUUUUGCUCCAGCUGUACUUUGAUGCUACCUGCCGAUCUGUCUAAUCACAGGUAGGCAAGUUUGAUUAGGGUUGGGUCAAACUCUGCAGUGCUCAGGCCCUCCUGAGUAAAAUUUGAGGAACCAUGCCCUACACCGUAGCCUGAAAAGCACCUCUCCAGAAACGUAACAAUGCCAAACCACAAGCAUUGUGAUUGGUUUGCAUGAACCCCUCUUUCUGGUCAAAGAACUCUGAGAGAGUGUCACAUAUACUUAUACACAUUUUUAACGGGUGAUCUUGUCUUGGUUACACAAGCAACAUGCCAGAAGUAUGUCGGAAAACCAGCUUGUUGCAUAGAGGCUAUGCUGUAGGUCUGAUGCAGAAGUAAAAAACGCCUUUUAGUUCACCCAAAUGCGAAAAUCCUGUCAUUGUUGUUUAUUCACCCACAUGUCAUCUCUACGGAGCCCCUAAGGGGACUAACACGCGCACGCAUGAUAGUUUCACGUGAACGCACGAUAAUUUCACGUGAUCACCCGAUAGUUUCAUGCAAGUGUCACGGCCCGAGCGGACCACGAACUACGUGGGUCACGCUCUUACCAAAAGUUCCGCCUCGAGGAGGUCCCCAAAGCACCCCAAUGACCAGACAAACGAAAGGUAAGUAAAAUGAUAACAAAGCUUUAUUUAAUUUAAUUAAAAGAAUCAAGGGAAUGGGGAAGGGAGUCUAAAAUGUCCUCUGGGCUUAUAUCCUGGCGUGUGUAGGGUGGACUGGACAUUCGUCGAUGCGGCUGCUCCCGAUGGAACCCACAAGGAGCUCCGUUUACCCUGAAGGGGAGGAACACAGACAAUAAGGCACAGCACCACACUGCAAACUAGUGUACUCACGGCAGUCGAUCACUCUUCACACUACACUCCACACACUCCGGUGAAUAAUUAAGGUCUGGGCCCCUCUCUAGGCGAAACCAGCUCGUGGACGAGGAAGGCAGCCACUGAUGUCGUGCUGGCGAAACACCAGUCAACUCAAAGGCUUCAGUGCCCGCUGCCUAUAGGCCCGCUUAGUCCCCGGCUCGCCCACCCGCUCCACACCAGGUGGGGCCGCUAGAAGGUAAGGCACACACACUCCUUUAAUGUUUAGGUUCCUUGUAGUUUCUCUCCAGCUCACUCGGUGUCCGGCUCACCCACUGACUUCCCUGGGUGGGGCCGCUAGAAAGGUAAAGCACACACUCCUUUAACACUUCGGUUUGCCAACAACAAUGUAUGCAAUCACUCACAGCUCCGUGGUUUCUCUCCAGCUCACUCGGUGUCCGGCUCACCCACUGACUUCCCUGGGUGGGGCCGCUAGAAAGGUAAAGCACACACUCCUUUAACACUACAGACUCCUCAAACAACAGUGUUUACAGUACAGUUCUCUUCCAGGCGUCCUCGUCUUCAAGCGGCUCCGUAGGAACAGUCACUCGAGCCUCCGUAUAACCCCACAACAAGCCAGUCGUUUGUAAUGUUCUUAACGCUGUUGCUCACCCUUCGUUGAUUCUCACUGUGUCUCUCUCUCUCUGUGCAGGUCUCCAAUCUUUGCCCAACGCACUCCAAUUCUGGACACUUCAACUCUCUAUGUCCAACCACGCCGUCCUCUCGACCAGACCAGCCCCGCACUCUUUCCGCCCGCUUGCCUCGCGGUUCCCGGAUCAGCGGGGCCUGCAGUCUCUUCAGCGGCUGGUGGUUGUUGUACUGCCCAAGGCAGGAGUUGACUCGAAGUCACUCAUCGCUGCCUCAUCCACGCACCUGUAGCAAAUUAUGCCUGAUUUUUGUUUCCAUGGAGAACCAGGAAGUAAACAUAGGUUUGGAAAAAAUUGGUCCGGGCGGAACCUCUCCAUUUUUGGUUCCGCCCUAAGUCACUCCGUGACACAAGCAUGCGAAACUAAACUUUAAUUUAACUUUAAAAAUUCUGCACAUGAGGGUUUCGCGUGAGCACAUGAAAGUUUCACGUGAGCAAUGUCACCUUAGUGGCUCGGUACAUUUCAAACCUGUAUAACUUUCUUUUUUCUGCAGAACACAAAAAGAUAAAAAAUGUGCAAGCAAAAGCAUUGAUUUUGUUUACAUACAAUAGAAGUCAAUGAGGACCAUAAGUUUUUGGUUACCAACAAUUUUUCGAAAUAUCUUCUUUUGUGUUGUGCAGAAAAGUCACACAAUUUUCAAAUGACUUCUCCAAAAGACGUGGCUGAACCAAAAUUCUUGCCAGUUCCACAACCUACUAAAACAACAAAAAGGGGGUACUUCUGGCAAAUUGUUCCAGAACUACAAAAUUCUUUCUAUGGUGUGAAAGCCUGAAUGAAAACAGAAAAAAAACGUAUCCACAUUAAUAAUGUCUCAAAAGAAUUAAACAGGGACAAUGUAAGGGUUAUUAUAAUUUCAGGAUGAAUGUUUCUGUUAUUAUUUUAUAGGUAAAAAUUAAUUUCCUCAAUGUGUGAAUUACUGAAAAACUUCUUACUUUCAGAAACACUACAGGUGCUACUUCAAAAAGUAGACAGUUUGGCAGCCUCCCAGAGAGAAAUUCUUCUUCUGUUGAGAAGGAACCAGGGUCGGCAAAGAGAGGAAGAGACUUUGGAGCUUACUUAUGCUCAAAGCAAGGAGGAGUUUGAUGACCUGGACAAGCGUCUUCAAGACCCUGAAUUUAGGAAGAAAGUGACUCAUCAUCUCAGUCUUAUUGGCGGGGACACUCCAGGGGAAUGUGUACGAAGGGUUAUGAGGGCUGUAGCAAACAACGCUGUAUGGAGUCAAUACAGUCUGCUUGGGAAGCGAGAAAAGCUGCCUCUCAUCAGAACCACAGUCUGAAAAGUUAUUAAAAAUGCUGUCAUGAAAUGUAAAUCUGGGGUUGAAGAGAGGGACGUGGAGUGUUUAAUUGCGGAGACACUUAAACACGCACCGGCGUUCAUGAAAACACGUGUUCAGGACAAAGAAGUGGAGGAGUAGCUGAGAUCGUUCAAGGAAGCCACGUUCCAAUUAAAUUUUAAAUAUUUAAUUUGUAAUGUUAUGUUUGUGAUUUACAUGUAUGUUAAAUGUUCGUGUUCAAUAUAUAAAAUUCAGUUUGUCAUUUAUCUUGAAAAUAGUAAUUUCACCUUUAAAAUAGUCUUAUAAAAUAGUUAUGAGUAAAUAUUUAAAUUUUUAAUAUGUUAUGUAAUGUUUGUGAUUUAAAUGUAUGUUAAAUGUUCAUGUUCAGUCUGUCAUUCAUCUAUAUAAUCUUUAAAAUUGUUAUGAGUAAAUAUUUAAAUCUUUAAUAUGUUAUGUAAUGUUUGUAAUUUAAAUAUAUGUUAUGUUUAUGUACAGUAAAAAUAAUUUAAAAUAUGUGAGUCUGUCAUUAUAUUAUUAAAAGUCUUUAAAAUAGUUAUGGGCAAAUAAGGACAAGUUAAAUUAGUUGUACUGCAGAUGUCCGCCCAAAGAAUAUUAAAUAAAAGAUUUAAAUUACUAACUGGUUACCAACAUAAAACUUUUAAUCCAUUACGUUGUCAUGACUCAUUCAGAGUGAUAAUGUUGUGGCCUGUCAUACCCUUCCCCGAAGGAACAGCGGAGCAAAGCCUGUCAUAGUUGUUCGGUUUGUGAAUCGGAAACACAAAACUGAGUUACUUAGGCAAGCUAAAAAGUUGAAGGGUACAGGGGUGUAUCUGAAUGAACACCUUACAAAGAAGAACGCCGAAAUUGCUAGAUGCGCACGCAUACUGAGGAAACAGAACAAGAUACAGGCUACAUGGACAAGGAAUUGUAAAGUGAUGAUACGGUUAAAUGGAACACCAGAAGAAGCCAAAGUGCUCACAAUAAGAGAACUUAAAGAAUUGGACCAGUACGCGUGACGGAAGUCUACUGUAUGUGGAGAAAUAUUCGUGAUAAAUGACAAUGAUUGUGUUACAAGUGAAGACGUUGGAGUAAUAUCAAAUGAACUCACUUACUACAAAUGAUGGACAUUGAAAAGGAUUUUUUGUUCCCAUACACAGAUAUUGAUGAUGGGGAGUUUGUUACUAUUCACAAGGACUGUGUGUCAGACUACUCACAAAAUCAAUACUGUAAGUACGAAAAUUUGAAUUUAAAGACUUUCAAUCACACAGACUAUAAAAUGUAUGAUAUUGAAAAUGAUAUUGACCCGGAAAAUCAUUUUUACAAUACAGUAAAUAUUAAUUGCUGUGAGUAUUAUACAGAAGAACAAUUUAAUAAAAAUGUGGAUAUGGAAGGGGCAUUAUCAAUACUACAUUUCAAUAGUAGAAGUCUUUAUAGAAACUUUGUUCAAAUUAAGGAUUACGUGUGUCAGUUUAACAAAUUCAAUGUGAUAGCUGUGUCAGAGACUUGGCUUGAUAAUGAGAAAGUAGAAGAUGUAGAAUUGGAAGGAUACAAAUUGUUUACAAUUAACAGAGUGAAUAAAAAAGGAGGCGGUGUUGCUUUGUAUGUUGACACAGCGUUAAGAUGCAAAUUGAUUAAAAGUAUGUCAUUGACUAUAGAAAAUAUCCUGGAAUGCUUAACCAUAGAAAUUGAAAUUGAAAGAUCUAAAAACAUAAUUAUUAGUUGUGUGUAUAGAACGUCAGGAACAUGUAUAGAUACAUUUAUAAAUAAAAUAGUUGAUAUUCUUGAGAAAAAGAAUGAGAACAAGAUACAAAUUAUAUGUGGAGACUUUAACAUUGAUUUGUUGAAUCCAAAAGGACACAAGAGGACAACAGAUUUUAUUAAUACAAUGUAUAGUACAGGUCUUUUUCCUGUGAUUACAAAACCAAGUAGAAUAACAACAGAUACUGCUACAUUGAUAGAUAAUAUAUAUACAAAUGAAAUUGAAGCGGAAAUAGUAGGUGGAUUAUUUAUAAAUGAUAUGACAGAUCAUCUUCCGGUUUUUGCGAUCUUUCAAAAAUUAUUUACAAAAAUAAAUGAAAAUGGGACUAAUAACUAUAUGAUGAUCAGACAUAGAACGCCAGAAUCCAUUGCUGCCCUUGGGGAAGACUUACAGAAACAAAACUGGAGUGAGGUCUAUGAGAAUAAAGAUCCUAAUAGAGCCUAUAAUGCUUUUAUGAACAUACUAACUGGGCAAUAUGAAAAACAUUGUUUGUCUAAGAAAAUUGUAAAGAAGCGCAAAAAUGAUGAUAAACCUUGGAUUACUAAGGGAAUAGAGAAGGCAUGUAAAAAGAAAAAUGCUUUAUAUAGGAAAUUUAUAAUAACUAGAACCAAACAAGCUGAAGAUAAAUAUAAGACAUAUAAAAAUAAAUUAAUAAGCAUUAUAAGAUUUAGUAAAAAAGAUUAUUAUCAACAAAUAUUGGAAAGGCCUGAAAUGAUGCCUGGUCAAUAUCUCCACAUGCCUCCUCCAUUGCCUGUAAAAGGGCUACCUGUUGAUGAGGAUGACGGUCGUACACUUCCCAGCGCCAGGCAGAGAAGAACUCCUCGAUGGGAUUUAAGAAUGGAGAGUAUGGAGGGAGGUUGA